AUGGAAAUAAAGGAUGACAAAUAUUCGUACAAAAAUGAAUUAUCUCAUAUAAAGUGCAAAAUGGAAAAAGAAACUGAUAAUGAGAAUUGCAAAGAUACCCUGCUUUUGAUCAAAAAUGAAUUUGAACAAGAAGUGCUUUCUGAACAUGACUCUAAAGUUGAUCUUAACAACAUUGAUGAUUCAAAGAUUUGGUUCAAUCAAAUCAAUACAGCAGUUUUUAUUGAAGAUGUUAAAACAGAGAAAUCCCAGAAUCAAAAUAUAAAGUGCAAUGAAUUAAAUUUGAAUAAAGAACAUCAGACAAAUUCCCAUGAUUGGCGUUUAUUGGAAAUCCAAAACCUUCUUAAAAUGAUGCCUUUAGGCCAAAUAUCCGCCUCGAAAAAUCUUCCUUGUCAUCUGGAUGGAUGCUUAUUUUGA
Molecule: messenger RNA, 414 nt
Organism: Diabrotica balteata
Lineage: Eukaryota; Metazoa; Arthropoda; Insecta; Coleoptera; Chrysomelidae
Source: the annotation of a GenBank genome assembly